AUGACAGCCAGAGGUUUGGUUCACAUCACCACAGGCGAUCCCAAUCCAAAGGUGAUAUCGAGCUUAUUGCUGAGUAUGGAAGACGCUUCAAAGACUCCUUCAACGUCCAAAAGUUCAGUAAAUUCGGGAUCUGCGAUGGCUGCCGCCGAAGGUCAGUCCGGUAACGCUAAAAAACGUAAGAAUAAUCGUAAUAAUAACUCGCGUAAUUAUAAUAGUAAUUCGAACAGUUCGGGUAAUUCGAGUGGAAAUUCGUCCAGUGAUAAUAGUAACGGUAGUGGCUUUGUACAGAAUAAAGAUUGUACCUGUUACAAAUGCCACAAGCGUGGCCAUAUGGCCAAGAGUUGCAGGUCCGCUGGAGGGAAUUAUAGGAACGAUACCAACCCUCGCAGUGCUAUCGUUUGUUAUCGUUGCAAUUUAACGGGGCAUAUCGGUCGAAACUGCCCUCAAAAUGGUGACUUGAAUCGUAACGGUGGUAACGGUAGUACGUCCGGUAAUUCGUCGGGUACGUCUGGUUUGUCUGGUUCGUCCGGGCCUCGGCCUUUGUUGGCGUUAGGUCUUUCUUCGGUUUUUCCUAAAAAAGAAAAAAUUAUCGAGUUAGAUGUUGGUCGUAGGAGUUCAAACGUAGUUGAUAAUUUUGUAUGGAGUGUAAACGGUCGUGGUUUCGGUGAUUCGGUCGCGUUAUCUAAUUUUGGAAACGCGCAUAACGUUAAUAUAGGGAGUAAUUAUUUCCUAGGCAACUCUACAGCGUUGAAUUUGGGUGAGGAGAAUGCGUAUAUUGAGACCAACGACGACAACGGCGUCAACUUUGUCACAUUUGUCGUCGAUAGUGGUGCGACUUCGCAUUUCCUCAAACAUCCUGGAAUCUUGCACGAUAAAAAGAAGGUAAAAGAAACGUUACAAUCGGCUCAUCGUGAGGUUUCCUUGAUGAAGGAAGGUGUUGGACGUCUGAGAGUAUUAGCCGAAGAUGGAAAUGUUUACUGGCUUAAUGAGGUAUUCUACGUACCGAGUUUAUCUUCAGUUUAUUGUCCGUAUCAAAGAUCGUAG
Messenger RNA from Planococcus citri (citrus mealybug), 1044 nucleotides. RefSeq lists its product as uncharacterized. Gene Ontology annotation, molecular function: zinc ion binding; nucleic acid binding. The coding region runs from base 1 to 1044 and encodes 347 amino acids. Lineage: Eukaryota; Metazoa; Arthropoda; Insecta; Hemiptera; Pseudococcidae. The record is from RefSeq and is a predicted model, not a curated record. The transcript has a single exon.